AUGACCCCGGUGUGGGCAGCAGCUACAGCACUCGGCAGCAAAAGGAUGACCAACAAUGUGGCGGAGUUCGUCGGGCUACACAGGGUGUUGGUUCAUGCGGCAGCCAGAGGAUGGAGAAAUUUGCACAUAGUGUGGGAUAGCGAGAUGAUACUGCGGAUGAUGAGAAGUAGGAAACCACCAAAAUUAGGCAAACUCAAGUUGCAACACUUUUUUGGCGAACUUAGCUCUACUGAUGAGCCAGUGAUGCUGAUGUGGGAUGACUUUAGCGCGCAUUGGACGCCUGAACUCGUUGCAUUUGCUGUUGAAAAGAAUGUUGUAUUGCAGUGCAUUCCCCCUGGAUAUACACAUUGUUGUCAGCCAACUGAUAUAGCGUGGAAUAAACCUCUCAAAGACGGGAUUAGAGCUUCCUAG
Messenger RNA from Phytophthora megakarya, 411 nucleotides. Lineage: Eukaryota; Oomycota; Peronosporomycetes; Peronosporales; Peronosporaceae. The record is from the annotation of a GenBank genome assembly.